GUCGGCCACCGUACUCUUGCCAGCUCAUGACGUCAGCGGCAAUCAGCGGUCUCCGGGCAGUUACGGUAGAGUCGAGAGGAAGGAGCGACGAUGGUCCUCAUCAAGGAGUACCGUGUGGUUUUACCCUGUAGUGUUGAGGAGUAUCAAGUGGGGCAGCUGUUCUCAGUGGCUGAAGCAAGUAAAAAUGAGACGGGUGGUGGUGAGGGCAUUGAGGUACUCAAAAAUGAGCCCUACGAAAAAGACGGCGAGAAAGGACAGUACACACACAAAAUCUACCACCUAAAGAGUAAAGUCCCAGGGUUUGUCAAGCUCUUAGCCCCUGAAGGCGCCCUUGUAUUCCAUGAAAAAGCCUGGAAUGCCUACCCCUACUGCAGAACCAUUGUGACGAAUGAGUAUAUGAAAGACAAUUUCUUCAUUAAUAUUGAGACAUGGCACAAACCAGACCUUGGAACACAAGAAAAUGUGCACAAACUAGACAACUACACAUGGCAGAAUGUAUCUGUUGUGCCCAUUGACAUUACAGACAGAAGUCAAGUGUCUGCUGCUGACUACAAGCCAGAUGAGGACCCAGCCAAGUUCAAGUCAGUUAAGACUGGCAGAGGACCCCUUGGGCCCUCCUGGAAGAGAGAGCUGGUUAGUAAGACUGACUGCCCAAGGAUGUGUGCCUACAAACUGGUCACAGUCAAGUUCAAGUGGUGGGGCCUGCAGACCAAAGUGGAGAACUUCAUCCAUGAGCAAGAGAAGAGGAUCUUCACUAACUUCCACCGCCAGCUCUUCUGUUGGAUUGAUAAGUGGGUGGAGCUGACUAUGGAUGAUAUCCGGCGGAUGGAGGCAGAGACGCAGAAGGAGCUGGAUGAGAUGCGUAAGAGAGGCUCUGUGCGAGGUACAAGGGCUGCAGAUGAGUAGCCAGGCCAGGUGUAGCUCUGAGUUUUGCUGUCUUCGCAAACGGGGUGAAGUACGAGGAACCAGUGCUGCAGACGAAUGAAAAGGCAAAGGAUUUUAAACACCACGAUGACAACAGCGAUGGAGACUGCUAAGAGGGCUCCUUUGGUGCCACUUUUUUUUUUUUUUUUUUUUUUUUACCUGAACUGAUUCAGGCUGUGGAGGAGGGGGCUCUGCUACCUGCAAUCAAUAGAGCAGAUCCCUGACUUGCACCCAAUCAUAGACAUUCUAUACACUGAGGAAUUGAUUUCUAGAAACCAACACGAUCCUAGCUGAUAAGACUUAAUUUUGAUCUCCUGGGCAGAGGAAGGCUAGCUAUCAGCAUCAUGUUAUUGACAACACCUAGCCUUCUGGAGAGAUAUGAAGAGGAGCCACUUGCAGUAGAGAAUUUUUUACAAAAGCAAAUUCAUUGGCUUGAUUCCACAGUGGCAGGUGUUGGACCAAAUAUUUCCUCUGUAUUAUUUUGAUUUCCUUUUUUUUUUUUUUAAUGUUAUCUCCAAAACAUUCCUCUAAAGAUGAUGCCCUCUCUGACCUCUCUUUGUCUCCUCCUUGGUUUUAACUGUACACACUGUGGCUCUGUGGUUCGCAUUCCCCGGCAUGAGUCUGUCUGUUUGUCAUACUCGUGUUCCUUCCUGCCACAGCCUCCAUUAAGAGAUUACUAACACUCUUGGCGCCUUGGCCUAUUGUAAUCCCCCCCCAAUCACCCCACCUUACCCAAAGCACUGCAUCUUAUUAACACUGACAAUCAUGCCCGUACAGGUAUUCACUCUCAUGCAGAAUUAAUAGAAAACCCACACACAUGCAUGUGCCACAUAUACAUCGUGCGCAUAAAGAUAAAUAUGUGAAAUCACUCUCUCACAUACACGCACUCACAGGUGUGGAUGCCUUUGCGGUGACUGAUCUCUUAAAAGCAGGCUGGGCAGAUCCAUGCAAGCUUGUUCAGCUAAAGGAUGUUACUUUGGAAGUGUUUACAGCUAUCACAGAUUUUUUUUAUUUAUUUUUUUCCUUUCCUCCCUCCACGCACUCCCUAUUCCGAAGACAUUCACACAUAACAUACAACACAGCAUUCACCUCCCUAACAGAUGUCCCCAGAGAAACACUGCACUGAAAAACAGCCACAGAUGGUGCUACACCCCUCCAGCCUCUGUCACAAGCCAAACUGCACCGCACUGCUCACCCCACCUCGCCCAGCCCACCCUAGAGGCCUGUCUCGUUCGUCUGGUUCUCCGAGGUAGACCGUUUCCAAAAUGCCUCUUCUUCUGCAUCAUUCUAGGUGUGUUUACAGAUUCAGAACAGCCUUACCAGUGCCCAGCCAACACCAGCACCACACACACACUGCUUGCCUUAAUGUCCGGACCUUUGUACCUAUUGGACCUAUUAUACCUAUUGUACCUCUGCUGCCAGCUAUUGCUCUAGCUACCUCCCUCGUUUCUGACUGGCAAUUUUCCUGACACCUAAAGGUUAGCGCUAGCUAUUAGCUACUACUAGUUAGGAGUAAAUCAUGACAAACAGAGCUUUAUGAGCAAAGUUGUUUGUGAUGACUCUUCCCUUUAUGCUUCCUGAUGUGUGUCACAGCGCCUGAGCAAGUGCAAUUCCUUCAGCAAGCAAAAAAAAAGUUGCUGCCGGAACAAAGGGCUGCAGAUUUACAUCUUUGCCUCAGAUCAGCCGUUUGACGGAUAUGCCAUAUUAAUGACUUUUCAACUCCAUAGUGCACUUUCUUGCCUUAGGCUUCAGAAUCAUGUGGCACUGGCCUACUGUGUUACUUACUAGUGUUACAUACAUACAUAUAUAAAUAUCUAUAUCUAUAUAUCUAUAUAUAUCUAUAUCUAUAUAGAUAUAUAGAUUGGUUUCCUCAUUUGAUCCUCACUGGUGUUCUUUUGAGUUUUUCUGCUUUUUUUGUGGUGUGUCAAUGUCUUAAAUUUGGGGUUCGUUUUUAAAGAUCAAUUUGCAUAUUUUUCCGUAAAGACGUCGAUGUAAUGAAAUACUCUGGGUUUAAAGAAACUAAUGUUUUUUAUUUUCAGAGGGAAUGUGAUCACUUCCUCAGUAAUGGGUUAUUGGCUUGUCCAAAGAGUGUGAAUGGAUUUCUGAUAUGUUUACAUGAAUUCAGCUAUGGUAAUAUAGGAACAUUUGGAAUUGUCUGAGGCAACGGUUUUCAUAACAACAAAGUCUUCUCAGGUGAACAACACACAGGAUCUUUUUGAUAUUGUUACUCAUCAGUUGCCCCAAACACUUCCUUUUGCCAUUCCGUAUCCUUUGUCUGUGGGGAAUUUGGUAAUACAGUUUAAACACAACGGGAAGUGGUUGUAUUGUAGCCUGUUCUAGCGCAGUAUAUGCCCUUUGUUACUGUACUGGAUUUGUAUGCGUAUGUCUCAAAGAGUGAAAAGUGUGAAACAAUUGGUCCUCAGUGUAAUCAAUCUCUCCAAGUCUAUCUCAAUGAUUCCUGCUGUCUGUUAAAUAGAGAACCCAGUAGCUAAAGAGAACAACUUAAAUCAAUGGUUUACCAUCUGUCAAGACGAUGCAGGGGAGAGGAAGUAUUCACUAAGCAACUGUACAGUCUUAUCCUAAUUUAUGAAAUCUACAACUGUUAAUUUCUGAACUGCUUGCUUUUAAAUGUUUCUGAUCAGCUUUUGAAAUUCAGGGGACAUGGUAAUGAAUGUAUUACAUUUUGUGCCUUUUCUUUCUGUAGAUCUUUUUGUGUGCCAUUAAGUCUACAUAUUGUACCUAAAUAUCAAAUAAAUUUUUGUCUGGAAAAUACA
Messenger RNA from Dicentrarchus labrax (European seabass), 3698 nucleotides. Its product is annotated as phosphatidylinositol transfer protein beta isoform. Gene Ontology annotation, molecular function: phosphatidylcholine intramembrane carrier activity; phosphatidylinositol binding; phosphatidylinositol transfer activity. Lineage: Eukaryota; Metazoa; Chordata; Actinopteri; Moronidae. The transcript has 12 exons. Bases 91 to 906 code for a protein of 271 amino acids. Gene Ontology annotation, biological process: phospholipid transport. Gene Ontology annotation, cellular component: cytoplasm. The record is from RefSeq and is a predicted model, not a curated record.